This is a messenger RNA of Gasterosteus aculeatus aculeatus (three-spined stickleback), 1568 nucleotides long. RefSeq names its product ubiquitin specific peptidase 18 (gene usp18). The record is from RefSeq and is a predicted model, not a curated record. Gene Ontology annotation, molecular function: cysteine-type deubiquitinase activity. Lineage: Eukaryota; Metazoa; Chordata; Actinopteri; Perciformes; Gasterosteidae. Gene Ontology annotation, cellular component: cytosol; nucleus. Gene Ontology annotation, biological process: protein deubiquitination.
UCUCAAACAGUGACGAAUAAGCAGCUGAUAUGAGAAACUGGACUGUGAAACCAUUUCAUCUCUGCGACCGAAGAAGUGUUUGGGUUUGUCUCCUUUUCUCUUCGGGUAAACGCAACUGACCGCGCGGAUGUCUGGAAGGAACCUGAUGAUUUCCUCAUUUAUUAUGAGGGAGCGCUCCUCUGGUCCUGCCGCAGGAAUGAGAGGCCUCCCCAACCACCAUCUGUCCUGCUGUGUGAACACUCUGCUCCAGACUUUCUCUGCUACCUGGGAAAUCGGAGCCCUGCUGGACAAGUACACAGCUGAGCCUGGGCUACAAACGUGGGAAGCGGCUGGCGGGCGAGCGGACGAUCGUAACGUCCCCCUUCAGCUGAAGAGGGUUCUUGCCGCCAUGAGGAGCGACAGCCCUCGGCCUGCUCCUCAUCGCGACUUCCUCCUCUCGCUGGACAGGAACUGUGUGCGACUCAACACGCAGCACGAUGCCGACGAGGUGUUCCUCUCCAUCUUGAACUUCAUGCAGCAGCAGAUGGACGACAAACCUCUGGCUCUUGAAAUCCAGAACCUGUACAGGAUUUCCGUGAAGACGAACCUGGAGUGUUUGGAGUGUAGCUCCGUCCAGACUCUGAACACCUACAUGCUCGGCCUGCCUCUGCACGUGAAGGAAGAUCACGACUCCCUGGAAGGCUGCAUGACUUCCUUCUUUGAGCAUCAGGAGCUCAGGGGCGCCAAUUGCUGCUUUUGUGGAAUAUGUGGGAAAAAGACUCCGUCCAAACAGGCUGUUAAACUGCUCUCCCUGCCUCGUAUCUUGUGCGUGCACCUGAAAAGGUUUCGGAAUCACGGCGGUUACACCCGAAAACUUGACUGCCCGGUGACCUUUCCAGAAAGCUUUGACUUCUCCGAGACCGUCAAAGACGCGUUCUCCUCAGACUUUGCUCAGGAUGACUGCAAGUACACGUUGCACGCAGUGGUAGUGCACUCCGGAUAUGCAAUGUUCGGUCACUACACCGCCUACGUCCGCCACGGGGCGGACCGGCCCUGGUACUACGCCGACGACAGCCACGUACAGCAGGUCUCCUGGGAAGACGUGCAGAGCACGUACGGAGGACCAAGAAGACACACGGCAUACAUGUUAAUGUACAGAAGAGGGCCGGAAGACAAUGGAGGACAGCCGGAACUUUCCGGCUGAGCGGAUGAAUGCAGAUGAUUCAUACCCGAGUUUGUGGUGCAAUAUUAGAAUGUUACAGGAGUAUAACCGUGUAUGGGAUUUAAAUAAUCAAUUGUGUUGUGUUGUGGUUUUUGAGAUUGUAUUUCAGCAGAUUUAUUUCUGACGAACAGCAGCAGAUGGCGACAGAGACUCGACACGCAGGAGUUGUUUUCCACGCAGACCACACACACUGAACACACUAAAGAAAAUGCUUAGCUUAGAUAUUCAGUGUUUUGGGGGAAAUACCUUCUAUUGGCGUCGGUGUUCAUUUUCCUGACACUGCUGUAAAAUAUGAGUCAUGCUCGAAGAGCAAUGAACUCUUUUUUUUUUGUCAUUUUGGGCUGCCAGAAAUAAAAACCUAAUUUUA